This is a messenger RNA of Salmo salar (Atlantic salmon), 4554 nucleotides long. Lineage: Eukaryota; Metazoa; Chordata; Actinopteri; Salmoniformes; Salmonidae. The record is from RefSeq and is a predicted model, not a curated record.
CCCAACCCCCUCCAACAACAUUCUUCUGUCCUCCCCGUCCUGCGGGCACCAGGACCGGCUGCUGGGCGUCUGUCUCGCGCCUGGCCGGUUGGAGGUUAUUUUUAGUGUCCGGUUGGUUCGUGUUGCAGUGUGGAGUGUCACGAAUAGCUCACUUUCCUCCACAGCUCAACCGGGAGACGCUCUUCACCGAGUUUAAAAGGAGAAUCCUGAGAGAAACACGGAUAUAACAGAUACAGGCCUCUCCGUGAGAAUUAACGGGCGGAACAACAAGCCCAGCUGUCCGUUAAUAACGGAGACAGGAUAUUUAAACCCCACGGGACACCACCGUAGCCUACUGAAACCGUUAUCAGAGAUGGCCAGCACCGGGGCUGAGCGGGAGGAACCUCACCUUCCCAGGGACGAACCGAGACAUCCAGAGCCUGCAUUCAGAGAGGCGCAGAAGUGGAUCGAGGAGGUGACGGGAAAAAGUUUCGGUGAGAAGGACUUCCGGAGCGGCCUGGAGAACGGGAUCCUGCUCUGCGAGUUACUGUGUUCCAUCAGACCAGGUUUGGUCCAGAAAAUCAACAGACUACCUUCGCCCAUCGCGGGACUGGACAACCUGUCAGUGUUCCUCAGAGGCUGUGAGGAGUUGGGUCUGAAAGGAUCCCAGCUGUUUAAUCCUGGAGACCUUCAGGACACCUCCAUCCAGGACCUCAGGGACUCAGAAUGCAGUAGAAAACUGAAGAAUGUAUUAAUUACAAUAUUCUGGCUGGGGAAGGCAUCCAGUGUGUGUCCAUCCUAUGACGGCCCUGUCCUAAACCUCAGAGAGUUUGAGGGACUGCGGUCACAGAUGAGAACGCUGAGUGAGGACAGGUCUGGGUCAGACAGUGUGAGGCCGAGGGACAGUGGUUACGACUGUUGGGACUCGGAGCGGAGUCAGUCUCUCUCUCCCCUACAACACACACGGGACAACUCCCUGGACAGCCUGGAUUCUUUUGGCUCGAGAUCCCAGACUAGCCCCUCCCCCGACGUCUUCAUCCAUGGCAACAGUGAUGUUGACUCAGACGGCGAUGCCCCCAACAGGAAGUCAGAUGUCCGUCGUGAUGACAUGUUAGCUCGUCGUACGUCGGCCGGUGAAUCACGGACCUUUGUUCCCUUUAACCAGUUCCUGCCCAAUCGGAACGUUCCCACCGCCAGACGCAGAUCACGCCCCCAGGAUGGAGAGCACGGCAGGUUGAGCAGGAGAGUGUCUAAGAUGUCUGAGGAGUUGGAGAGCAUCAGUAUAAUUAACAUGCACAGCAAGGAGGAGGGAGCGGGACAUCUUCAGCCUCUCGGCCAAUCAGGAUAUCAGGGCAUGCAGGAGCAGUACACCAAUCACCAGGAGGAGGAAUGGCAAGACGACCUAGCCCGGUGGAAGAGUCGUCGCCGCAGUGCUUCCCGGGAUCUGAUCAGGAAGGAGGAGGAGAGGAAGCGGAUGGAGAGGAUGAUGAAGGAGGAGGAGGGAGGCCACACCCAGAAGAAGAACAUCAAGACGUACAGGGAGAUCGUAGAGGACAAAGAGCGUAGGGAGGCGGAGCUGUGUGAUGCGUACAGGAGGGCGGGCUCUAAAGAGGAAGCUGCCAUGGUUCUCCAGCGUUACGCUCUCCGCUUCACCAUCAGUGAUUCAACGCUGGACAGUCUGCAGCUACCUAGAACCAUUACUACUGACCGGAACCCUGAGUCUAGAACACCUGCUACCAACCAGAACCCUGAGUCUAGAACCAUUACUACUGACCGGAACCCUGAGUCUAGAACACCUACUACCAACCAGAACCCUGAGUCUAGAACCAUUACUACCAACCAGAACCCUGAGUCUAGAACCACUACUACCAACCAGAACCCUGAGUCUAGAACACCUGCUACCAACCAGAACCCUGAGUCUAGAACCAUUCCUACUAACCAGAACCCUGAGUCUAGAACCAUUACUACUAACCAGAACCCUGAGUCUAGAACCACUACUACUGACCAGAACCCUGAGUCUAGAACCAUUACUACUAACCAGAACCCUGAGUCUAGAACCACUACUACUGACCAGAACCCUGAGUCUAGAACCAUUACUACUAACCAGAACCCUGAGUCUAGAACCACUACUACUGACCAGAACCCUGAGUCUAGAACCACUACUACUGACCAGAACCCUGAGUCUAGAACCAUUACUACUAACCAGAACCCUGAGUCUAGAACACCUGCUACCAACCAGAACCCUGAGUUUAAAACCAUUAGUACUGACCAGAACCCUGAGUCUAGAACCAUUACUACUAACCAGAACUCUGAGUCUAGAACCAGUACUACUGACCAGAACCUUGAGUCUAGAACCAGUACUACUGACCAGAACCUUGAGUCUAGAACCAGUACUACUGACCAGAACCUUGAGUCUAGAACCAUUACUACUGACCAGAACCCUGAGUCUAGAACCAUUACUACCCAGAACCCUGAGUCUAGAACCAUUAGUACUACCCAGAACCCUGAGUCUAGAACCAUUAGUACUACCCAGACCCCUGAGUCUAGAACUACUACGACCGACCAGAACCCAGAACGAGCUGGAAACGGACUAGAGGCCAGGCAGACUGACACAAAGCAAGAGCCCCGACACACCAAACACACACACACCCAACACACCCAACACACGCACACACACAACCACUCCACGCAAAGUCAGCACACCCUCCCCCCUCCCAUCUCCCCCCCCUCCCGGCCUCUCCCUCUCCUAACAGCCAAGCCCUACUGCCAGCCAGCACAGACGCAGCCUGGACACCAGCCCGUUAAGGUAGAUGGCUUGGUGAGGGUGAAUGGUGAGACUCUCCCUUCCUCACCCCUUCCCUCCCCCUCCUCACCCCUUCACUCCCCCCCGCCCACCGAACACCCUGGAGCCAAUCAGAAGACACAGGUGUCGGCCGUCAGCGCCCUGAUUGGAGGGAGGAGCUGUGUUGUCACGACGACCAUCGUGACGGAACUCACCCAGACACACCUGCGGCCGCGUCCGUUAGAUAUUCUCAGCAACACACAGGUGAUCGGCUCCAUGGCAUCGUCAAGGAGAUCGGGGGAGGAGGCUGGGUCUGACUCUUCGUUGCUUAGCAACCAGCACACCUGCUCCUCCUCGGUGACAGAAGGACUGGAGGGGAGCAGUGGGACUAUGGAGAGUCCCAUGUUGAACCUGGCUAAGCGUGUAGACCACUGGGUGUGGAACCCUGAGGAUGAGAGGAGACGACAGGAGAGGUGGCAGCAGGAGCAGGAGAGAUUCCUAAAGGAGCAGUACCUCAGGGAGCAGGAGAAACUGAAAGAGGAGUGGGAAAGAGCGCAGAGAGAGGUGGACGAGGAAGAACGAAGACACAACGAAGAGGAGAAGAGGAUCCUGGAAGAGACGGCCCGUUGUCAUCUACCUCCCCCAGAGCUCGCUGUUCAGACAGAAGGGAUCGUUCCGGCACAACAGAUCUAUGCAUCAUGGGACUGUGAGUCCUCCAGGGGUCAGGAGACGUCUCUGGACCUCAACCAGCCCUGCUCCGUCAAGAGGUCAGGAUCGUAUGAUGGCCCACAUCCACCUUCAUCAUCACCAUCAUCACCUCAACCACCCAGCAGGUGUGUGAGUGGUAAGCGUCGGUGUUCAGGUUGUAAUCAGGCGCUGGGGAAAGGAGCAGCUAUGAACAUCGACACGCUGGGCCUGUACUUCCACCUCACCUGCUUUAAGUGUGGAGUGUGUGAGGUUCAGCUGGGUGACACCAGUUCAGGAACAGACGUUAGGAUCCGUAACGGACUGCUGAGCUGUCAGGACUGCUAUGCAGCUGGCCAGCCGACUACGCUGUGAUUGGCUUACAGCCUGCAUCUGGAACCCUUCCCAACAUUCUGGAACAGUGUGGAAUUCUCGCUCUUAACUGGACACACAAACUUCUCCCAGAUGAUGUCAUGGAGACUGAACUGUCUGCUGCUAACGGAGGCUAACGGAGGCUAACGGAGGCUAACGGAGGCUAACUGAGGCUAACGGAGGCUAACGGAGGCUAACGGAGGCUAACGGAGGCUAACUGAGACUAACUGAUUCUAACUGAUGCUAAAGGAGGCUAACGGAGGCUAACUGAUGCUAACAGAGGCUAACUGCUAAGUGCUAGCGUUGUAACUGAUCAACCCGUUUUUCCCAGACUGACUGAGUACAGAAGCACAACCACUGAUCUACAACAGCACGCCCAGACACAUGCUACAUGCUAACACUAACACCAGCAGCAGUCGGGAAAUGUAGCCGCUACCUACCUUACUGUCAAAUCAGCUAAAUGAUAAAUGCUAACGGAUGCUAACUGCUAACGGAUGCUAACUGCUAAAUGCUACCGUUCACUCACCAUCAUAAUGCCUUAAUAACUCUGUUUUUGUUUUGUGUUUUAAGUAUUUUUUUACAUGAAAGAAAACCGUGUUAUUUGUUGUUGUUUGUUGUUAACGGUAGUUAGGCUGUGUGACUGAGGUGACAGGGUUUCCUAGCGACAGCCCUGACUACCGUUGUCAUGGUUACCUCCACGUUGUUGCGCGGCGAUAAAAGCUUUGUCUUUAUUCUAA